GAUAAGUAUGUGAAUGAGAGUACUAGAGUGAGAGUGAAGUGUAAAAGUGGUUGUCCAUGGCUGUUGUAUGCAAGCAAGGAAGGAAGGAGUGAGAACUUUACUAUCAAGACAUACAAUCCAAGGCACAAAUGUACCAGGACCACCAAUAAUAUUUUGUGUAAUUCAAAGUUCUUAUGCAAGUAUCUGAAAGAUAGGAUUAUUUCUCAACCUAGUAUAAAAGGGUGGGAGAUACAAGAAUUGGUGAGGAAAGAGUUGAAUGUUCAUGUAGGCAAGGCAGUUUGUUUAAAAACAAGAAAAAUUAUUUUAAAGGAAAUUAUGGGAGAUCAUGUGGCAGAAUUUAACAGAAUCCUAGACUACAAGGAUAUGUUACUCCAAACAAAUCCUGGUAGCACUUGUGUUGUGAAGCUUAAAGAUUCAGAAUCAGGAAAUGGGAUGAAACAAUUUCACUCUUUUUAUAUUUGUUUUGAUGCUAUGAAAAAGGGUUUUCAACAAGGAUGCAGAAGAUGUAUAGGGCUAGAUGGGUGUUUUCUAAAGGGAAUUUGUAGGGGUCAACUUUUGGUAGCUGUUGCUAAAGAUGCAAACAACCAAAUGUAUCCAAUAGCAUGGGCAGUAAUUGAUACUGAAAGCAAGUUGACAUGGAAAUGGUUCAUGACCAUUCUGAAAGAUGAUCUUAAUCUAGGAAAUGGUUCCCAGCUAACUAUCAUUAGUGAUAUGCAAAAGGGACUAAUAGCUGCUGUAGAUGAACUAUUUCCAGAAUGUGAGCACAGAAUGUGUGCUAGACACAUAUUAGCAAAUUGGUCACAAAACUUCAGAGGCUUAGAGAGAAGAAAGAAAUUUUGGGCUUGUGCUAGAUCAACAUUUGAGGCACAAUUUAAGUACAAUAUAAAUGCCCUGUCCAAGCUGGGAAUAGGUAUUGUUGAAUCCCUUAUCAAAUACAACAAGGAGACAUGGUGUAAAGCUUUUAUUCAAACAUUUUCAAAGUGUGAUAGCAUAGAUAACAACAUGGCAGAGAGUUUCAAUUCUUGGAUCUUGGGACCUAGGAACAAGACCAUUGUAACUAUGUUGGAAGAAAUUAGAGUUAAGGUGAUGAGUAGAGUGAGUAAGUCAAGAGCAUUUGCUGAAACAUGGACAGAUGGAAUAUCUCCAAUGGCAAUGAUGGUAUUCAAUACAAAUGUAACAAGAUCAAUGCAGUGCAACAUUGAAUGGAAUGGUGAUGUUGGAUUUGAAGUGUUAGAAGGGGUAUACAAGCAUACUGUGAACUUGGGUCAACAAAAAUGUAGUUGCAGAUCAUGGGAAUUAAAAGGUAUCCCAUGUGCACAUGGUAUAGCAGCAAUGAACCACUUGAACAUGGAUGCAUCACAAGCAAUAUCUAGUUGGUAUAGAAAAGACACAUAUAUGAAGACAUAUUCUCAUUUCAUUCAACCAGUCCCAAACAUGGAAAUGUGGCCUGAAAGUAGAAACCCAAUGGUUGAACCACCUGAGGCAAGACAAAUGCCUGGUAGGCCACCAAAGAACAGAAGAAGAGAAAUUGGUGAAGUGAGAAAAGCUGGAAAGUUGCCAAGAAUGGGGACAGUAAUGACAUGUUCACUUUGCAAAGGACCAAAUCAUAACAAGAGAAAUUGUCCAAAAAAUCCUAAAACUAAGUCUACACCAACACCCACUCAAGAGUCCACCACUGGAAAAAAGAGGGGUAGAGGUCAUUAUGAAAGAACAAGCACCAGUAAGACUGGUACAAGAAGAGGUGCAGGAAGUGGUUACAAGAAGAGGCCUAAAGUUGUUGGACAAGGUGUAUUUGUUGCUGAUACUGGAUAUACGUGUAUUAAUCAAGGAUUGUCUAGCAGAAGGAGGGUUAAUACUGGUGUGGUGAGUUCUGCACAUGUGACAGGUGAUAUUGGUUUUAAACCUACCAAGGGACUGAAGUGGAAAGGCAAACAGGCCAUGACUCAAAGACAACUUCAAGUCGAAAGUGUUGUGCGUCGUAUUCAAACCAGAUCAAAAGCUGAUGGCAUUCAAACAAGGUCACAAGCCAAAGGAAAAUCACUCUCAAAGAAAACUUCUUAGUUGUGUGGUUGUGGUGUCCAACCAAACUUGAAAUAGUGUUUUAUGUGGUUUUAUGUGUUGAUGAAUCUAUGGUUGUUCAAACAAACUUAAAGUAGUUACUGUUUUAUGUUUUGCUAGUUAACUUAAGUUAUUGUGGUUGUUGGUUGGUGCUUGUGUGGUUAUUCAACUAACCUUAAAGUAGUGAUUGUUUUAUGUUUUGCUAGUUAACUUAAGUUAUUGUGGUUGUUGGUUGAAACAAUGAAACACUAU
Messenger RNA from Solanum pennellii, 2310 nucleotides. RefSeq lists its product as uncharacterized. The coding region runs from base 316 to 2061 and encodes 581 amino acids. The record is from RefSeq and is a predicted model, not a curated record. The transcript has 4 exons. NCBI's taxonomy places the organism in Eukaryota, Viridiplantae, Streptophyta, Magnoliopsida, Solanales, Solanaceae. Gene Ontology annotation, molecular function: zinc ion binding.